CGCUCUCGCGAGACCUGGCCACCCACUGACAGCUGACAGACACUUCCGGGAAGAUGGCAGCUUGGAGAUCGGCUGUCUCAGGUUUGGCCCGUAGAUGGGCGGCCAACGGUAUCCCCCAGCUCAGGGUCCCUUCCGGAGCUGCCCGUGUCGCCGCAGUGGCCCUCGCUGGUGCCGGGGCCGCGUGUUCCGGUGUGUUGCUGGUGAGGGGGAGCGGACGCUGGGGUCCCGGAACCCUGCAGAGGGUGUGCGCACAGAAUGAGGAGGUUGUUGAUGAGGCGCGGGAGAAGCAGUCGCUCCGGAAGCAGCGUUUCAUACAGUUUGCCUCCCUGGAUUAUGAUGGAGAGUAUUACAUGACCCCACGUGACUUCCUCUUCUCUGUCAUGUUCGAGCAGGUGCAUCGUAAAACCAUCUCUCGAACAUUGACCAAAAAGGAGUUUGAUGCCAUGCUUGCCCAGGCAGCUAAGGUGAAACCGGGGCCAACGUUAUUCAGAGACUUGGGUGAUAAAGGACUCCUUUCCUACACCGAAUACUUGUUUCUGCUGACAAUUCUGACAAAGCCGCAAGUUGGAUUCCAAAUUGCAUUUCAGAUGCUAGAUACUGAUGGUAAUGAGCAGGUCGAGAAGAGAGAGUUUUUUAAGCUGCAAAAGAUUCUUGGAACCAAGGAUUUCAAGACAGCUUCUUUGCAGGAGGCCUCGUCAGACAGCGCCGAUAUCAACACCACAUUGUUAGUACAUUUCUUUGGGCGAGGAGGACAGGACAAGCUGCAAUAUGCUCAUUUCUACAGAUUUAUGGAGAAUUUGCAGACAGAGGUGCAAGAAAUGGAAUUUACCCAGUUCUCAAAGGGAUUGAACUUCUUGAGAAAGGAAGAUUUUGCCGAAUGGCUGCUUUUCUUCACCGACGAGGAAAACAAUGACAUCUACUGGCACAAUGUGAAAUCCAGGAUCACACCAGGCGAAAGUAUCAGCUUGGAGGAAUUCAAGAGCUUCUGUAACUUCAUGAACAAUCUAGAGGAUUUCUCUAUCACAAUGAAAAUGUUUACUGAGGCGGGCAAGGCGGUGAAGCUAGCUGAGUUCAAAAGAGCCGUGAAAGUGGCAACAGGACAGGAAUUAUCUAACAAUGUUCUGGACACUGUAUUUAAGAUCUUUGAUCUUGAUGGAGACAACUGUUUAAGCCACGGAGAGUUCCUGGGUGUAUUGAAGAACAGGCUCCAUAGAGGCUUAAAGCAUGUGCCCCACCAGCAGGGCUUACAAGGGUACUGGAAAUGCGUCAAACGGGAGACCAUUAAAGGAGCGAACGAAGUUUGGAAACAAACUGGAAAAAGUCCAUUUUAAUACUACUGUUAAAGUUGGCCAACGUUUACUACAUUACUGGAUUGCUAUUUACAUAUCUUUUGUGCUUACGUAUUGUUUACCUGUGUGUAGUGACAUGCACCUUAUGUUUUGUGCAAGAGCAAUGCAUUCAUACUGGUCUGUUUCCAAUGACCCCAUGCCCACUCGCAUUUGGUUCCUUUGCAUUUUUCUGAAUAAUUCUUGUUCUAUUCACAUAUUAACCACAAGAAAACACUUUGGGGAUGACCUCCAGUGACCUGAACAACUGCAGUAAUGAGCACAUGUCAAACAUGUAUGUGCUUGAAAUGCUUUUUCCGGUGUUUUGAAUGUAAAAGAAUGCGAUUGGGUGUGAGGUGUAAGAGUACACUGAUACCGUCCUCCGGAUCACACGCUAUAUCCGUGUUUUCACUUUCAUACUAGACAAUUGGCUUUAAUUAGACUAAACUGGGUUUACUAUCCUAUAGCAUAGGUAGGCAAUGUUACACUCCAGCUAUUGUAGGACUAUAAAUCCCAGAAUUCCCUGCAAGCCUGUCUCUGGCCAGGCAUACUGUAAAUUCUAGUUCCACAUUGGCUGGAAGGUCACAGUUUGACUACUUCUACUCUAUGGGCCUAAUUCAGACCUGAUCGCUAGGGUGCAUUUUUUGCAUCCCUCCGAUCAGGUAGUCGCCGCUAUCGUGGCUAAUCCCGGGAUCAGCGGGAUCCUGGGAUUUAGGCCCAAAAAUGGCCGGGAUUCAAUUCCGGGAUUGGAAGCUCCAAUCCCGGGGAUUGAGGGAUCAGCGUUGAGCGUCCACAGGACGCUCAAACGCUGCCCGGCUUCCUGCUUCCGGGUCCCCAGCGCAGCGUGAGAGGUUACGCUGCGCUGCUAGCUGCUGGUGGGAGCCGCCAGCAGCGUUCACAGGAUGUUCCCCUCCCGCCCGCCCCCGGUAUAUGAUGAGUUAUAUGUAUGGGGCGAGGGGGGCGGCCACCCAGGUAAAAGCCAAUCCCGGGAUUGGCCAUUUUUCAAUCCUGAUACCCGGGAUUGAAAAAAUGGCCCGGGAUUGGCUUCCCUAGUCGCCGCCUACAGGGGGAGGGGGAAAUCGCUGUGCAGGAGUGUGAUCACAUGUGCAGGAGACCUGCACAAACAGAAGUUUGUGCAGUCUCUGCCCAGACCAGGACUUACUCUUCCAGUGCGAUAAUCGGGGCUGGAGCUGACGUCCGAAACCCUCCUUUCAAACGUCUGGUCCCGCCUGCGUUUCUCCGGACACUCCUUAAAAACGGUCAGUUGCCACCCACAAACGGUCUCUUCCUGUCAGUCACCUUGCGAUCACCCAUGCGAUCGCUUUUCUUGCACCAUCCCGUCGCUGCCUGACGCUCCCCGACACUGCGGACCGACGUGCCUGUGCAUUGCGGUGCAUACGCAUGCGCAGUUCAGACUUGAUCGCAGAUUGUACGAAAAUGCAGCCUAGCGAUCAGGUCUGAAUUAGGCCCUAUAUAUACAACGUGUGUUAGUUACACUUACAGAAAUGGUGUAUGUCGUGUGUUUAUUGUAUUUUGCAAAUGAUCAGCUUUCUGCGGAGGCACGAAUCAAAUCACUGCAACUAGUCACGGCCAACGUGGAAGUGUUAGAGGUCUUGUCAGAACUGCAGGGUGGCAUUAACAUGGCAACAUAUCUCUGCAGUUUGUAUUGAGGAACAAUAAGAAUGACUGGUGUUAUCAGUAGCAAUCAAUCACACAUUCACUUUCAUGUUCUAUUCUGAUCCCAAAUUUUCACUAAGACGGGUUUGAUGCUAUGGGCUGUGUACACCGCCAAUAUUGGAACAGCAUUAUCAAACGUCCCAGCCCCCUUGUUAUGCAGAGUGAUAUACAGGCUGGUCUGUGGGGACACUACGCGUUCUCUCUGUCUGGUCUAGUGCAGGGACUAAUAAACAGCUCAGGGAACUAUGUAAAGUUUUAUUCAGGGGGCAAACUGCAUAUUCAUAACUAAGUCUUCACUCAAUAGACUGUUUAUUGUCCCACACUAAGUGCUAUGAAUCCUAAUGGCUAUUCCGCUAAUUGGCUCAGUACACUUCUCCGUAGGCUGAAGUCAUCCUGCACUGCUGGGAAGUGCUAGAGUGCACUGCGAGUCAUCUCUGUGCGUCAGACUGGCUCACCGUAGGAUAAAGUACUGCUGCGUGUAUGCAGUAACUGACCAGUCCUACUCGCAUUACAUGUUAUUCAACCUACAAGAAGAAUAACAUAACACUGGGACUUGCAGUUAUGCACCAAACAUUAAUUUGCUCAGACACCUAAAUAUUGGUGUAGGUAUUAGACAUCACUCCGUGUGAGGGGGGCUGUAGUCCGUUACCGUGAGUGCACCUGAGACUUAUACACAGUGGAGGCAGAAAUGUGUCCUCUAGAAAAUAUCCAUGAGAUUAUGCGGUGUAUGAAUAUGCUAGGGGACAGUGUCUUAGCAAGUAUCUAGUCAAUUAAGGGUUAAGGUCAUUAGGUCGACCACUAUUGGUUGAUAUGGUCAAUAGGUCGCUAUGGUCAGUAGGUCGACGUGAGUUUUUCAAUAUUUUUUUUCUUCAUUUUUUGAACUUUUUUUAUACUUUACGAUCCACGUGGACUACAAUUGGGAACGGUAACCUGUGCUGAGCGCAGCGAGGCGCCUUGCCCGAAGCAUGGCGAGCGGACAUGGUGCACUAAUUGGGGUUCCCCGUCACUUUAUGAAGAAAACGACACCAAUAGGAAAAACUCACGUCAAUCUUUUUCCAUGUCAAUAUAGCACAUGUCGACCUAUUGACCACGUCAACCUACUGCAUGUUGACCAAUAGCGGUCGAGCUAAUGACCCUUACCCUCAAUUAAUAAGAUGAUUAUUAGCUCAGUCCAAAAAAUAGCUGCCUUCUCUUUGUACAGGAGAGGCAGAUUCUAUUCCAGUCUGUGUAUAUUCUCGGGCACCAGGAACAUGCCUGAUAGGCAUAGGAGACAGACCAAAAAUGUAGCACCACAUAUAUAUAUCGGAUAAGAAAGGAACGUCAGGAAAAAUGUCCGCAUAUAGCCUAUUCCUUUCUAUAGGGAGAGCUUGGCAUUGAAUAUGUGUAACAAAAGUUGUGGAAAAACAUAUACUUUACUAUUUUUAUGAAUAUUCCAAGACAUCUACAUUUCACAGAUGAGUAAAUGUUACUUGUACUGAAACCGCCCAUGCUGGGUAUACUACAGUGUAAUAAUGGACUUGGAUCCAUCCGUUCAACACUCUGAUUUACCUCUUUAUUAUUCCGGAUCAUAUGUUGUUUCCUGUAUUGUUGCCAAUUAAAAUCGCACAUUCCCACAUACCCUUUAAAAAUGUCUACAAUAGACUUUGUAAACCCAGUGCACAGAAACAACUGUGAGGAGAAAGGUGCUGUAACCCGCAGCAACCAGAGCUUGGCCUUCAUGACAGUCUAUGGGUUGUUUAGUAUGUUACUGUACCUGUGCAGCAGUUUUCAUGCUGUCCCCCAGUGCAGGCAGCGGUGAUAGAGGGGUAUUCCUGCACUGGGGGACAGCGCCAGAAUCAGUCUGUCCCACCUUCUUUCCCAAUGUUUACAUGCUCACACUGCACACUUCAUCAGAGAAAUGAAGGUAACUGGAUAUAUCAAUAUUUCUCUCUAUAUAUUUUCUACUAUUUUUCCAGGAAACUCAUUUUUUACCAAAAUAAAUAAAUAAACGUGUUGGGUUUUUUUAUUGUAUUUUUCUUAUUAAUACUCAAUUGAAUUCUUUAUGGAUUGGUGUUAUAUACCUUUAUAUAAAUGUUGAUUUAAAAGAGAAAAUAUAAGGUUUGUAGUAAUUUACCUGCAAAAGGUGUAUUCUGUUAUGUUCAUGAAUAAAGGUGAAAUGAUAAAUCUGCAAUGUGUUCUAUUCUAGUAUCACAGGGCAUACGGAGAGAUGUGUACCUGAUUCCAGUACUACUGUACCAUAUACACUUGUAUCAAACCGCCACUUACCGUAACAGUCACAAAGGACAAAGGAUUCUUUGGAGCACUCUCCAGUUCCUGGGGGUAAAUGUAAUCGGGUCCAAAAUUGCUGGAGGUCCAGGAUUUCGUCCGAGAAUGGACAUAUUUAUUUACGAGGCAAACCACCUCUACUGUAUAUAAAAGUGACUUUUUAAUUUGGAUGUAAUUCUUUUAGCAUACCACUAGAUGGCACCCCACACUAUUUUUGUGAUUUGCUGUUCUGUAACAUAAGAUUAAAGGAUAAUUUCACUUUGA
Messenger RNA from Pseudophryne corroboree (corroboree frog), 5531 nucleotides. RefSeq names its product mitochondrial calcium uptake 2 (gene MICU2). The record is from RefSeq and is a predicted model, not a curated record. Gene Ontology annotation, molecular function: calcium ion binding. Gene Ontology annotation, cellular component: uniplex complex. Lineage: Eukaryota; Metazoa; Chordata; Amphibia; Anura; Myobatrachidae. The transcript has 12 exons. The coding region runs from base 54 to 1331 and encodes 425 amino acids. Gene Ontology annotation, biological process: calcium import into the mitochondrion; mitochondrial calcium ion homeostasis.